AUGGCGGCCGCUAUUGAACGAGUCCUGUCAAGGGCUGUGAACAAACCCUAUCGCACGAAAGAUCUCGAUCUCACGAGCCCUCCGCAGCUGAACGCAUCGGGCCAUAUCGAAUUUGCCCCGGGCGACAUCGAAAACCCCAAGAACUGGAGCACAGGUCGUCGCACUGCGGUCACGGUAGCCUCUGUCAUACUCGUGAUGAACGCAACGAUGGCAUCCUCAUCCCCUAGCGGUUGUAUUCAAUCCAUCUCCGAACACUUCAACGUCUCUGCCGAAGCCGCUGGUCUCACAAUCACCUUGUUCUUGCUGGGUUACUGCGCCGGGCCCCUGGUUUUUGCCCCCCUUAGUGAAUUCUACGGCCGCCGGUGGAUUUUCUACAUUACAUUCUCUCUGUACCUGAUUUUCAACUUCCUCUGUGCUUUUGCGCCAAACUUCGGUGCCCUUCUCGUUGGGCGAUUUCUCACUGGCACAUUUGUAUCAGCACCAUUGUCCAAUGCCCCAGGUGUCCUGGCAGAUGUGUGGAACCCUUUGGAAAGGGGAAACGCAAUGGCUGGCUUCUCCACCUUGGUCUAUGUCGGCCCUGCCCUCGGCCCUGUUGUGGCAGGAUUUCUCCAGCUGACAAAGGAUUGGCGAUGGAGUUUUUAUGUCCUUCUUUGGCUCGGCGCUGCGAGCGGCUUGCUCAUGCUUACUAUCCCCGAGACGUAUGCGCCUGUUAUCCUGGCUAAAAAGGCUCAGAGGAUCAGGGCUGAAAAAAUUCCUGGCUACGAGAACGUGAGAGCUCCGCUCGAGGAUGACCAACGGACACUCGCGAGUGUGUACAAAGUUGCCCUCACCCGACCCUGGAUUAUCCUAUUCGAUCCGAUAUCGUUCCUCUGUGCUAUUUACAUGGCAGUCGUAUACACCCUAUUGUACAUGUUGUUCACUAUCUACCCCAUUGUCUUCCAAGAAAAGAGAGGUUGGAACUCUGGAGUGGGAGAACUCCCUCUGACCGGCACGGUUGUGGGUGCCGCCCUCGGUGGUCUCAUAGUUCUUUAUGAUACACGCCACCGCCAAAAGAGAAUCGAUCGUGGUGAGAUUAAAAUGGAAGACAUGGAACCUGAAGAGCGACUGGGACUAGCAAUGAUUGGAGGCGUUGCUUUUCCCAUUACUAUGUUCUGGUUUGCUUGGACAGCAAAUUUCGAUUCAAUCCACUGGAUCGUCCCUACAAUUGCCGGCUCAGUUCUUGCUGGCUCAUUGCUACUUAUAUUCGUUGCUUAUCUCAAUUAUCUUGUUGAUACAUAUCUUAUGUAUGCCGCAUCAGCUGUGGCUGCAAAUACCAUCAUGAGGUCGGCCUGCGGAGCAGCGGCACCUCUCUUCACCAAACAGAUGUUUGAUGCCCUCGGUGUUGGAGGCGGCGGCAGUCUCAUCGGUGGAGUUGCUACUCUUCUAGCUAUCAUCCCGUUUACCUUCUACAAGUACGGAAAAGCGAUCCGAGCCCGCAGCAGGUUCGCGCCUACAAAGGUGAAGAAAGAAAUGGUCCAGCGCGACGAGGAGGCUGUGAGGCCCGAUGACGGAGUAUUGAACGGCGACGGAGGUUCUACAACGGAGAACGGAGGCGACCCGAGUGUUAGGAUGAAGGACGAGACAGCAUAA
Messenger RNA from Clonostachys rhizophaga, 1629 nucleotides. The record is from the annotation of a GenBank genome assembly. NCBI's taxonomy places the organism in Eukaryota, Fungi, Ascomycota, Sordariomycetes, Hypocreales, Bionectriaceae.